GUCCCGCGGCACCGUCCCCACCCACGCGCGCACUCGUAGCUCUCCAGGGUGGGCGCGGGCGGCCCCUCGCAGCCACCAUCUUGACUGGCGGCCGCCAUCUUGGGUGGAGCCGCCGCCGGUGGACGGGCGACCCGGCGGGACGGGAGGUGCCCGGGCAGGACCCGCCCGGUGGGUGACAGGCCGCCGCGGUGACAGGCAGCCCAGCCAGCUCCCGAGGGGCUCCGGCCCGCAUCCCCCCUCGGGCUCCAGGCCCCCACCCGCGGGACCCGCUCCCACAGCCAGAGGCAGCCAUCCCCCGCCCCUCCCCGGCAGCUCUGGAAACGGCCGAGCGGCUUUCGGCACACUUCGGAACUCUUCGUGCGCCCAUCGGGAACAGCCGAGAGCGGCGAGCCCCGUUGAUGAGACUCGGGCAUUUCCGGAUAGGUCCGAGAGCACUUCGGCUUUCUCCGGAACGCGGUCGAGCAUUUCCGGUUGCGGCCGAUAAACGGCCAUUGGCUUCAUAGCGGUUCCUCGCGCGCGCGCCCUGGAGCUGGGGCGGAAGUGCGGGUGGGAGACGUCAGUUCCGGAGAGUGACGGAGCGGCGGGUCAGAGGCGGCAGCAAAAUGGCAGCGCCUGAGGAGCGGGAGCUGACGGCGGAGCAGACCGAGAAGCUGCUGCAGUUCCAGGACUUGACUGGCAUAGAGUCCAUGGACCAAUGUCGUCACACACUGGAGCAGCACAACUGGAACAUAGAGGCAGCUGUACAGGACCGACUGAAUGAGCAAGAGGGUGUCCCAAGUGUCUUUAAUCCUCCUCCAUCGCGGCCAUUGCAGGUCAAUACAGCUGACCACAGGAUCUACAGCUAUGUUGUCUCAAGGCCACAGCCAAGGGGCCUGUUAGGAUGGGGUUACUACUUCAUAAUGCUUCCAUUCCGAUUUACCUAUUACACGUUACUUGAUAUAUUUAGGUUUGCUCUGCGUUUUAUACGCCCUGAUCCUCGUAGUCGGGUCACUGACCCAGUGGGUGACAUUAUUUCGUUUAUUCAUAUGUUUGAGGAAAAAUAUGGGAGGAUACACCCUGUCUUCUACCAGGGAACUUACAGCCAGGCACUGAAUGAUGCCAAGCGGGAGCUGCGCUUCCUGUUGGUGUAUCUUCAUGGGGAUGACCACCAAGACACAGAUGAAUUCUGCCGCAAUACACUGUGCGUACCUGAGGUGAUCACCCUCAUAAACACUAGAAUGCUCUUCUGGGCUUGCUCAACCAAUAAACCAGAGGGAUACAGAGUCUCCCAGGCUCUGCGAGAGAACACAUACCCAUUCCUGGCUGUGAUUAUGCUGAAGGAUCGCAGAAUGACGGUAGUUGGGCGGCUAGAAGGCCUCAUCCAGGCUGAUGACCUCAUUAAUCAACUGAUGUUCAUCAUGGAUGCCAACCAGACAUACCUGGUGUCUGAACGCCUGGAAAGGUAUGAUGGGACCUGA
Messenger RNA from Gymnogyps californianus (California condor), 1457 nucleotides. RefSeq names its product Fas associated factor family member 2 (gene FAF2). The record is from RefSeq and is a predicted model, not a curated record. Lineage: Eukaryota; Metazoa; Chordata; Aves; Accipitriformes; Cathartidae. Bases 603 to 1457 code for a protein of 284 amino acids. The transcript is spliced from 8 exons. Gene Ontology annotation, cellular component: endoplasmic reticulum. Gene Ontology annotation, molecular function: ubiquitin binding.